This is a messenger RNA of Morone saxatilis (striped sea-bass), 2409 nucleotides long. It is a transcript of the gene nacc1b, whose product is annotated as nucleus accumbens associated 1, BEN and BTB (POZ) domain containing b. The coding region runs from base 227 to 1936 and encodes 569 amino acids. Gene Ontology annotation, molecular function: protein binding; DNA-binding transcription factor activity, RNA polymerase II-specific; RNA polymerase II cis-regulatory region sequence-specific DNA binding. The transcript is spliced from 9 exons. The record is from RefSeq and is a predicted model, not a curated record. Gene Ontology annotation, biological process: regulation of transcription by RNA polymerase II. Lineage: Eukaryota; Metazoa; Chordata; Actinopteri; Moronidae.
CCUCCCUCCCUCCACGCACACACCGGCCCGGGCCAGCCGAGGACUCCCAAAUCCUACCGGGCAUCGAGGCUGGCACACGGCGGGGCACCGAGAGCUCUCUGCCCAGCCUGACCGCCCUGCUUGCCCCCGCUGGUGGUGGCGGGGCUCUUUUUCUCGCUUGUGGCGUUCACCGGCGAGACGUCGGCUCGGCUAGACUUUCAUACCCUGUGGUGCUGGGCAGAGCGUUAUGGCUCAGACGCUGCAGAUGGCGAUCCCUAACUUUGGCAACAACAUCCUGGAGUGUCUGAACGAACAGCGGCUGCAGGGCCUCUACUGUGAUGUCUCCGUGGUCGUCAAGGGACAUGCAUUCAAGGCACACCGCGCGGUGCUGGCAGCGAGCAGCUCCUACUUCCGGGAUCUGUUCAACGCCGGGGGAAAGAGCUCGGUAGUGGAGCUGCCCCCGGCCGUGCAGCCGCAGAGCUUCCAGCAGAUCCUGGCCUUCUGCUACACAGGACGCCUCAGCAUGAACGUUGGAGACCAGUUCCUGCUCAUGUACACAGCCGGCUUCCUCCAGAUCCAACAGAUCAUGGAGAAAGGCACAGAGUUUUUCCUCAAGGUCUCAUCUCCAAGCUGUGACUCCCAGGGUCUCCACACUGAGGAGACCCCAAGCUCCGAGCCUCAGAGCCCCGUCACUCAAACAGUGGGUGGAGGUGGCGGAGUCGGCAUCGUUGCCACAGCCGCAGGAAGGCCCACCUCUUGUCUGACGCCCCUCCCCCUGGUGUCCAAGGUGAAGACAGAACAGACAGCGUCCACACCUCAGCCCACCCCACAGCCACAGCAGGUAGGCUCUCAAAUACAGGUGAAAGAGAAAGCGGAGAAACCAGCUUCUUGUGAUUUUAAUUCAGAGGAAACCAUCUGUUUGCUGCUCCAAAAUAGUCACCGUGUGAUGACAGGACCUGCAGCCAACGCCGCUAUGUUGGCCGGCGGCGGCGCCACUUCAGUGGGAGCUGCCGGACUCAACAGUAACCAUAACAACAAUAACAACAACAACGGCGGGACCCCUGAAGGCACUAGCCCGGGCACACUGAGCAUGUACACCAGCGACUCACCAAUCAGUUACCACGACGACGAGGAAGAAGACGACAUAGCAGAUGACAGCGCCGAAGAGCAGUACAGACAGAUCUGCAACAUGUACACAAUGUACAGCAUGCUGAACGCUGGAGCGGCAGUGGUCGGGGAGCGGGUGGAAGCUCUUCCGGACUUGGCCCCAGACUCAGGUGGCGGACGGGGGGGAAGGGGGGCACGGUCCCGGCAGGACCUGGCGUCGCUGCCCGCUGAGCUCAUCAGCCAGAUCGGGAACCGCUGCCACCCGAAGCUGUACGAGGAGGGUGACCCAGCCGAGAAGCUGGAGCUGGUGAGCGGCACCUCCGUGUUCAUCUCCCGCGCCCAGCUCAUGAACUGCCACGUCAGCGCCGGCACCCGCCACAAAGUGCUGCUCAGACGCCUGCUGGCCGCGUUCUUUGACAGGAGCACUCUGGCUAACAGCUGUGGAACUGGCAUUCGCUCUUCAACCAAUGACCCCAGUCGUAAACCCCUGGACAACAGAGUGCUGCACGCUGUCAAAUUUUACUGCCAGAACUUUGCGCCGAGCUUCAAGGAGAGCGAGAUGAACGCCAUCGCGGCUGACAUGUGCACCAACGCCCGCCGCGUCGUCCGCAAGAGCUGGAUUCCCAAGCUUAAACUGCUGAUGGCCGACAGCGACGCCUAUUCCGCCUUCCUGGCCGACAGCGUGAAAAUGGAGGCCGACGGGCUGGGGGCGGAGCAAGGCUUUGACCCCGCCUCCCUCGAAGCCGUGGCGGUGGCGGCAGCAGUGGCUGGCAACAAUAACGAAGUGGGAGGCGGAGCCACGCAAGCAGACACCCUCCAGGGGGCAGGAGACGGCAGCACUUUGUUUUGAGUGAGUGAACGGACAGAUAGAUGAAUGGACAGAUGGACAGAUUGAUGUAGGGAGGGAUGGCAUUUCUCUGGGGCGAUGAGUUGAGAGCGGUGACCACAGUGGUCGUGAUGACAGUUGUCGCUCAUCCCCUAGCCGCCAUGUGUUUGGGGAUCUAUUUCUUCUUUUACACCUCUUUUGCUCAGUUUGUUCUGCUUCCCUUCCUUUGUUUGUCCACAUUUCUGUCUCUCUCAGCGGCCCAGAAUGCCUCUCUUUGGGUUGUUCCUCCUUCCUUUAAUGGUAGAGAGAGAUUGAAAGAUGGAGAGAAAGGUAGCAGAGGGAGGAGGUUGAUAAAUAGCCCCCCCACACACCUCUUCAUUCCUCUGCAACCUUUCAAGACCUGCUUGUUUCAGCCUUUAUUUUUUAGUUUUCUGUUUUUAAGAGUGUGUACUGUCACUAAGGCCCUUUUCUUACCAUAAUCAAUCACAGACAUUCCC